Molecule: messenger RNA, 2473 nt
Organism: Prinia subflava (tawny-flanked prinia)
Lineage: Eukaryota; Metazoa; Chordata; Aves; Passeriformes; Cisticolidae
Product: BPI fold-containing family B member 4-like
Exons: 17
Coding region: 340-2217 (625 amino acids)
Molecular function (GO): lipid binding
Source: RefSeq, a predicted model, not a curated record
GGGUUUGGGGCUCUGUGGGACCCUGUUACCUGGAGGAUGGGAUGAGAGACAAGCUGUGCUGCCAUCUGCUUUUUGUGCCACUUCAGGACUCCUGCACUGCUGGGACUGGUGUCUCCAUCCAUCCUUUUUGCCCACAGGUUGGCAGAACAGUGUUGAUACAAGGUUUUGUUCUGGUUCCUGAGCAAACACCUUCCUGACAUUAUUUUGGAUGUCCCAGAUGACAUCACCUGCCUUUUUCCUGCUGUGAAGCUCUAUAUAUGAAGAUCCUGGGUCCCGGUGAUCUUCAGAAGACAGGGACCUUGGCUGGAGAGAGAGCUUGGUCAGUUGCCAGGACCGAAGAUGUCGGUGUUGUGGACUCUUGUCCUCCUCAACAGCCUGCUGAUCCCUUCACAUGGACUUGGAAUCCCAUUCUUGGCUGCCAGAGCAGAUAUGAAUGGUUUUAGAGAUUCACCAGCCAAAGGUGUUCCCCAGAAACCUCCAAGUGGUCUCCUUGGUGGCAACCUGCUCGGUGGUCUCCUUGGCAAGAACGGAGUCGUUGGGGGUGUCCUGGGCAAACAUGGUCCUGUAGGCAGUCUCCUUGGCAAAGAGGGAGUCGUUGGAGGCCUCCUUGGCAAAGAGGGUGCUGUUGGCAGUCUCCUUGGACCAGAUGGUGCUGUUGGAGGUCUCCUUGGUGGAGAUGGUCUCAUUGGCGGCCUCCUUGGACCAGAUGGUGCUGUUGGAGGUCUCCUUGGACCAGAUGGUGCUGUUGGAGGUCUCCUUGGUGCAGAUGGUCUCCUUGGUGGAGAUGGUCUCCUUGGUGGUCUCCUUGGUGCAGAUGGUGUAGUUGGUGGUCUCCUUGGCCAAGAUGGUAUCCUCAGCGGUGUCCUUGGCAAAGAUGGUGUCCUUGAUGGUCUCCUUGGCAAAGACGGCCUUGUUGAUACUCUGCUUGACACUGUCCUUGAGCUUCUCAUUGGCAAAAAUGGUCUCCUUGGCAAAAACGGUCUCGUUGGCAGCCUUCUCAGCAGAAAUGGUGAAGAACUCUUGGGACUGAGAAUUCUGAACAACACCCUCCCCAAAGUCAGUCUGCGCUCCCUGCCAGGCUUUGGGCACCAGGUGGACUUCAACACAAAGCUGCUGGUAGAGAGCAGUGUGCCGGGCCAGCCGCUCUGCGAGGAGGUGGAGGUGGAUGCGACCAUGCUGGUCCAGGACACGUGGACGGCUCACCAGAACACUCUGAACUGCAAGCCUGUUGACAUAAACAUCUAUGUGAGCCCCAGACUGCCAGUUCUGGAUGAGCCUUUGCAACGCCUCCUUAGAGGUGUCCUGCAGGAUCUGGGCUGCAACAUCAUCAAUGCCAGGCUCAAGGUGUUGAGCUCCCUGCUCGGCUCCAGCAACAAGGUGCUCCCACUCGGGGCUUUGGGGGACCUGCCCCCCUUCUCCAUCCUCAGUGGUGAUGCCAUCCAGAUGGAUCUGAACCUCCUCUCUGACAAUGCCAGGGCUGGCAUGAUGACCCCCACGCAAGGACUGCCACUCACUGCCAGCCUGCAGUUGGCCACGGGCCGCCCACCACGGCUCAGCCUCUCCCAGGACACCCUCAGCGCUCUGCUGGAGCAGGUCCAGGGGCAGGGAGCCCUCAACCUCAGCAUCACCAGCCUGACGGAGAGCACAUCCCCUCUGCAAGGCCAGGUUCCCCAGAGCAGCUCGCUGACCACAUCUGCCCUUUUCCCGUUAAUCCCCCAGCUCACCCGGGUCCUCCCUGGCUCUCUGCCCCUGGAGCUGCGUGUCCGAGUACGCAACGAGCCAGUGGUGACUGUGAGGGAUGGAAGAGCCACUGUCACCCUCAAAGCCACUGUCGACUUCAUCAGUUCUGCCCUGCAGACUCCCCAGGGGCUCCUGUUCUCCCUUGAUGUGGACAUCGUUCUGAGCAUCACCCCAUCAGUCUCUGAUGGCAAACUGCAAACCUCCCUGGCUCUUGACAGCAUCAACCUGACACGUUUCCCCCCGAGUCUUGACGCUCCCACUGCCUCCACGGUCAGAGAAUGGGUCAAGAAGGUCCUCUCAACUGCAUAUGUACCUUCUAUUGAAGAUGCCAUCAGUGUGACGCUCCCACUGCCCAGCACCCUCAUCGGCAGCCUCAUGAACGCUGAAGUCGACAUCACUGAUGUAGGCGAGUUUUCUGGCCAGACCACUCUAGGAGGAUCCUGCUCGGGAGGAGCCUCGAUGCUGUUCCCUUUCUGAGGCAGCACAAGCACCCCAAGCCCUGCUCUGCUCCACGCUCUCCCUCUUCCUUUCUCUCAAGCUCUGCCCUGUGCUGUGGCUGUGGCCUGAGCAGGACAGGGCUCUGGCCAGCACCAGGGUGGGAAAGCUGCUCAGCUGGUGGAUGACUGGGGGUUCCUGUGGCCACUUUUAACACCCAGAGCCAGGAGGCAGAGCUCUCAGGCACAAAGCUUGCCCUCGUAUUGCUCUUUCAAUAAAAUCUCUCAUUCUCACAGUA